UUGCUGCCGGCAAUUCAGUUCAGUUUUAGUUGUGUUGCUGGCGACGAGUGACACACCGUAAAGCAAAAAGCAUUAUAAGAACGAAAGACGACAAUCGAAACAGAGAGAAAAAAAGAGCAGAAACAAAAGAAAAGAAAAGAAAAAACACGAAAUAUAACAAUAAUUUAGUUCUAAACUGGCAAACGGGUCGUAUGCGUAAUCGUUCACACACAAAAGAAAAAACACAGACACACAAACACACACAAACAAAUAGAAAUACAUAAAUCUGCAUUAUUAGUGACCUUAGACAAUGCCCAAUAAUCGUAAUCGUAAUCGGAACCGAAAUCGCAAUAAACGCAAUCGAAAUCAAAAUCAACAGCAAACGAAACAAGAGCCACAGCAGGAGCAGGAUCAGGAACAGGAACCCGAGGAGCAACUAGAGCAGCCAAAGGAAGAAAGGGAGCAACAAGAGGAAACGACGCCAGCAUUAUUACCUACAUUAGAUGAAAAUGAAAAUUCUGGCAGCAAUUCAAAUGGGUCGAGCAGCAGCAGCAAUACUUCUGAUGCUCAGCAGGCUCUAACGAAGAAGACCCCCAGCCACGAAGAGGCAACGAGAGUGACAGUUGAGGCGGAUGUGGUGAGUGCACAACAACAACAACAAGUCAUCAACAACAACAACAGCAGCGACGACGACGACAACAACAACAACAAAAUGGGUGCGAAAAAUUCCAAGCAUCAGAAGGAAAAACGUGAAAAGUCACAGGAAAAACUGGAGGAAAAGCACGUGGAACAAUCAUCAACAACAAACGAUAAACCACCAGGCAGUCCACGACAAGUCAGGGUCAUAGUUCAUCGCAUAGUAAGGGAAGAUGAAACUGACUUUGCACGAAAUGAUACUCAACAGCAACAAGAAGAGGAUGAGAAACAAAAAGUUGCAGCACAGGAAGAGCAACUUAAAGUUGAGCAACAACAACAAUAUAGUCGAGAACAAGAAGAGGUGGAUUUGUUAAUUAAGACAUUACAGCAACCUGAGAUUAAACAGCAAUUAGUCAAAGAAGAGGAAACCCCUCAGCAACAGCAAAGUUUCCCUCAGCAAUCAGAGACUAUUGCACCAGAAAAACUGCAGAAAACUGAAAUCGUUAAAGAAACCCAAGAGCAACAUGUGCAACAAAAGCAACAGCAUAAAAUAGUACUACAUAAAAUACAACUGGAGCAAGAAGAACCUCAAAGUUCUAAGGUUUACUCAGAAGAGACUAACAAAGUUGAAAAACUGCAACAAACUGAAAAAGAUGAAGAACAUAAGCAUCAGCAACAUAUUCCACUGCAACAGACAGAGGAACCGCAUAAAGUAGUACUACAUAAGAUACAACUAGAGCAAGAAGAACCGCAGCAACCACCUCCAACUUCUGUCCAGCAACAAUCUGAAUUUUAUGCAAGGGAAGAACCAACACAAGAGACGAAAAAAGUAGAAAAACUGCAACAAACUGAGAAUAUUGACGAAAAUCAAAAGCAAUAUGAACAGAAGCAACAUGUCCCACAGCAACAGGAGCAAAAGACAAAGGAACAGCAUAAAAUAGUACUUCAUACAAUUCACAUAGAACAACAAGGAACGCAGCAAUCACCACAAAGUUCUGAUCAGAAGCAAACAGUAGUUGACUUAAAAGAGUCAAAAGAUGAAGAACAACUGCAACAAACUGAAAAUCUAAAAGAAACCCAAAAGCAAACGGUUCAGCAGCAAUAUGAGCAGCAGCAACAUGUACCUCAGCAGCAACGGGAGAAGGUAGUGCAUCAUAAGAUUCACCAAGAGCAACAGCAGGAAUCGCCACCAUUGCAACGUAGUCAUAAGGUGAUCAUACAUAAGAUUCACAUUGAAACUGAUGCCGAGGAACGUGAGAGGAGAGGUAAGCCCACAAUUGAGGAGAUUAGCAGCACCACAAUUGGCACCGCUCAGGCGACAGCACCUAUUAACAAUACGGGGGGCACUCUAUCACCACCACCGCGAUAUCUAGUGGAAUCUCCUUCGCCAAAAACCACCAAAGACUUGAUACCAGCUCAAUUUUUGAAAUCCUCCUCGAGUGGCAUACAAAUUCAAGAAUUAGAAUUCAAUAGCGAUGCCAGUUCGGGAGAAUUCAACUAUCCACCACUGCAAUCGCCUUUGGUUAGUGAAGUUGAAUCCGAAACAGAGGCCACAACUCCCACUCAAUUGCCAAAGACAACUUCUUCGCCAGAUAUGUCGUCCAUUAGUCGCGCCGAGCAGCAAGAGCAAUUGCGUCAGAAGCGCGCCCAGAAGCGUAAUGCCCUGGAGACGCACUUUUUGCCGCAGUUGUUGAGUCCGCGCUAUUUGGACAGCAUAUUGGAGGAGAAUGGCGAUGGUUCGACAGCAGCAGCUGCAGCAGCAACAGCCGAACAAUUGCAUGCCAAGAGCAAUCAAAAUAGUUCCUCAUCAUCUGCUCAACGUAUUGCCAAGGCCAAUGAAAUGUUUCCGAAAUCUCAAUUGGAUUUCAGUCGUCGUCAUAAGCGUAGAGAAGAACCGGUAGCCCUAAUGCUAGAGACUCGUUUGCUGGAACAAUGCACAGAUGAUUUGGAAAGUUGCACCCGUCUUGAGAGCACUCUAUCGCCCCAAUCAGAGGAUGCUGAAUUGGUCUAUUUAAGCUCAUCGGCAUCGAGUAGCAUGUCCGAUUUGGAGUUGGAACUCGAACUCGAACAGGCAGCUGCUUUGGCCGAGCGUACACUUGUCGAUUUGGAUACAGAUGCUACCAAAUUAAUGGAGGGUAGCCAAAAUCAUGCUUCUACCGAUGCUGAUGAAAUGAGUAGCACAACAACAACAGAACCGGCAACGGAAACUGAAACAGAAACAGAAGUGGAAACCGAGGACGGUGGCGGCGAUGCCAAUGAGAGUCGUGAGAGCACACCUGUUAACCCGCAGCAGCAGCAGCAGCAGCAACAAACGACUGAGUCCCAAGCAGAUGGCUCUCUCUUGAGAACGACGCCUACGCCCACCACCACCACCAACAAUAACAACAACGGCAAAGAGGAGACGGUGGCGAAUGUAGCAAAAGAAAAUUCCGUCAGUUUGCAGGCUGCUUCAUCGCUGGCGGCCACGCGCGAGCAUUUCGUACGGAAUAUGGAUAAAGUGCGCGAAUUAAUCGAAAUGACGCGACGCGAAGAGGAAAUAAUCGAUAACGAAAAAACUGGUAUUACACCACAACGUUCACCCUCACCACCACCCCGGCCACCGCCACCGUUAGCCCAUCCAAUAUCCCCGCAGACCCCGCAUAAUGUUGUUGUGACUAACCAAAAUGUAGCACAGCUUCCAUCACUAAUUUCCGGUUAUGUGUUUAAUCGUCAAGAAUCAAAUGAAUCACAUUGUUCUGAUAGUACACAGCAUAGUCAAUGCACGGCUAUUAAUAUGGCUUCACCACCUCCACCACCGACACCUCCAACCAUUCAGCAGCUACAAUACCCGCCCAUACCACCACUACCCAUCCAACAACAACAACAACAACCACAACAACAAGAGAAACAACAACCAACACAGGAAACAAUUAAUCUAGUUGCAGAUAAUGGUCCUGAAUCGGAUUCUAUAAAGAAAUUACGUCUUCUAUGCACGGAAACAUUGGCAUCUAUGCCCUAUGGGGAACAAGUCUUGGAAGAAUUAGCCAAUGUGGCACAAAAUAUAUCAAAGGAUCAAAUUGCCAAUAAAAUGCCAUAUCCCAUGCCAGAUUUGCCCCACAUUCGGGAAUUGCAAUUGUCAACAAAAGAGAAUGAGAAAUAUACAACUACAACAACUUCCUCUGCUUGGCUUGGCCUACCCACCGAAGCUGAUCCCAAAUUGUUAGUAUGCCUGUCACCCACACAAAGGGAAUUGGUUGAACAACAGCAACAACCUAAAGCCGAUCAGCUGCUCGAUGAUCAUCAAAAGUUUAUGGAACGUCGUGGCUAUAAUGAGCUAAGCAAAGAACAAGUGAGAGUCAUCGACAAUGAGAAGCAAAUGGAACAGCAACAACAAAUGCUCAAUAUGGCAGCCAAGAUGCGAGAAUUGCGCAAGAGUUUGACGCCCACACCGCCGCCAGUGCCGAAAAAGAGUGCCGAAACGGCAGCCAAGGCAACAGCAACGGCAGCAACGGCGGCAGCAACAUCAUCAUCAAUUGAAAAUAAACCCAAAAAGCAAACAGUCGAACAGCAACAGUCGAGUCACAGCACCACCAGUCAAAUGUCAAGCACAACUACAAGCAGCACAACGGCCACCACAAAUGAUGGCCACAAUGGUAUAUCUAACAAAUUUCCCUCUUCAAUGGAGAGUGAAUUGGCACGCAUGUUUCCUAGUCUCCAGCAACAGGGUGACAUAUUUGCCGAGCAACGUAAACGUUUCUCAAAUAUCGAGAGUGAGAGUAAAAACUUUCCAGAACUAAAACUAAAUCAAAAUCAAAGUAAACGUUACUCCAAUAUAGAAACCAAAUCAUAUGAAUCGAAAAAACGUACAGAGAAUGGUCAGGUGAUCUAUGAUAUAACCAAUUCCAGUCACGAGAAACAAGUCGAGGGUGACAAGGAUCUGAGUAAAGCAGAUGAUGAGGUGAGACCGCCACCAAUACCACCGCCACCCAUGAUGUCAGAGACGAAAUUAAAUGGUAACACUCAGGCAAACACUUUCAUUAAGGAUGACGUCUUCAUUAAAAAUAGCCAAACUAAAGAUGAGAGCAAAAAUGCUGCUUCCACCUAUGAGGAAUUUCGGCAACGUGCCAAGGCUGCGGUUGAUGCCAUUGGACAGGGACAGAGUGGCCCUGGCUUGGAUACAGACAAUGUGUUCAAGGACUUCGAUCGUCUCUCACAGCAAUUGAAUCAGGAAUUGCAAUCGACGCGUGAGCAUCGACAAAAAUCUGCAUCACUCUACGAUCUCAGUGGUUUGACACGACAAACGAGUUGCCAAAGUCAACAGCAGUUGAAUCAGCUGAAACAACAAAGACAUGCCCACAUGCAGGAGCUGGAAAAGGAGAUAGAACGUUCGGCUAAAUCACGUAUGGAGCGUAUGUCAUCGGUGGAGCCGAAGACCUAUCAAAUACCCAUUGAAAUGGAAGCGAAUAAUCGUUCUCGUCGCUCCGAGUCAUUGUGUAAUCUAAAUGAGGUGCCCAGACGACCACAUACUUCGGCGGGCGUCUACAAAGAGGAAGAUGAUUGGUCACGUUAUGCCAGUGACUUGGGUUAUUCGGAGAACAUAGCUCGUCCAUUUGCCCGAGAAGUGGAGAUUUGCUAUCAGAGACAGAGACCCAAUCAUGGUGGCAUUAGGGCUCCACGUCUUUUAUCGGCCAGCUCCAAUGAUUUGAGUUCCUUUACUAGCUAUGAUAGCUUCAAUGCCUAUGGAGGUCGUAGGACCCAUGCUCCCAUGCUGAGUGAAGCUCCUCAGCAGCAGCAACAACGUCCACAAUAUGCUAGUUGUUAUUCCCUGAUUGAGCGUAAUCCCAAUCCUACUUAUAUAAGCACCACCUCGAGAAGAGGCACUAGUCCAGCCCCACCACAAGUAGCACCACCGCCUCCACCACCUGCCUAUGAUCGCCAACAACGACGCUCCAGUUUGCCCCGAGAACUCCAUGAACAGCAGCUGAAAUAUAUUCUCUCCAAGGAGGAAGAACUCAAACUGGAGGUGGAACGUUUGCAGCAUGAACGUCGUCGUCUGAUGGAGGAAAUGCAAAGAGCUCCUGUUAUAAAUCCCUCGCAGCGUAGGGAAAGCUAUCGUCCAACACCAAAGUUACCCACAUUGAGUGAGGAUGAGGUUUUCCGUCAACAAAUGGCUGAGGAAUGGAUGAACAAAGUGGCCGAGCGGGAUGAAAGAAGACAUCAAAAAAUCAUCAAGAUAUCAAAAAUCGAAGAUGAACCCGAACACUUGACCACAGAGCAAGCAAAUAUUAGCGAUGAGUUCCUAAAUCGUGUCAAGGAACGGCGCCAUAAACUAGCAAUGCCAGCGGAUAGCGAUUGGGAGAGUGGGGCAGAGUCUCAGCCGCAGGGCAAGGCGGGUCAAAGUGGUCCUGAAUCAGAACCCGAAACAUCUGUUCACAUACUCGAAGGCCAAACAGAGGCAAAUCUACGUCAGCUACCCAGACAUUUGAGGGAGUUUGCCAAGUUCUCAACCCAAGAACAAUUGCCCGAUGGCGGUCAGAUGGAGCAUCAUGAACAGCAGGAAAAACGUGAGGAUUUCACGGAUAAUUCGCAUUCGAGUGCCACCAAGAAAAGCAGCAUUAUCAAGACGUACAAGGUGUCGCGUCUGCCGCCUUCAGUCCAGGCGCAUCUGCCUGCCACAACGAUGAAUGUGAAAAUGCGACCACGCCCACAAAAGCAGACGAGAUUUCUGCUCAACCAGCAGUCUAAUCAUCAUCAUCAUCAUCAGCAGCAGCAACAAAAGCGACGCAGCUGGUCCGAAAGCGAUCUGCUUAAGGAAAUUGACAAUGAACUGCAACUGGCCAAGGGUUUUCUCUAUGCCAAUGUCUACCAAGUCAAGCACGAGUAUAUGAGCGAACCGGAAACGGAAUACGAUCGUCCACGCAAAAUGGCACAAUUAGGUCGACGGCAAUAUGAGGGCAUCGGUCCAGUGACAAACGAUGGAAUGCCCAUUAUCCUAAGAUCGGAGGUUCAGGAGCCGCAUCAACAUGAAUGGUAUAAACGUCUAUAUCAGACUAUACAUAAGCAGAAGAAUGGCGAUGAUUUUGUGAUACGCUACAAGUGUCCUCGAGCUCGACCAUCCUAUAAGAGCAACGGUUAUGUUUCAGAGCCCGAACCCAAUUACGAUUCCGAUUACUCAACUGUAAGGUAUCGCACACAGAAUCCUCAUCGAGUGCAGUCAGUAUCAUCGGCUGUUAAUGUGAGAAAUCUCAAUCAGGACGAGAAAUUAUAUGGUACUAUGCCAAAUCCCAUAAAAUCGGCACAGAAUUCAUAUAAAAAUCAACCUGGUCGCAUUGAGAACUAUACCACAGGUCACUCAUCAGUUUCUGAGAAGGAAAAGAAAGAGAACCUAGAACAAUCGAAACUCUCGCCACUCUACACAGAAGGCAAUUUGUCAAGAGCUUUGGCCAAAGAAUCUGGUUAUACCAGCGAUUCGAAUCUAGUCUUUCGCAAAAAGGAGCUAUCUUUUGGUAGUCCUUUGAGUCCUGUUGAGCAGAAGCAAGCCUACAAAAGCCUACAGGCCGGUGGAGAACCGCCCUUGCUUGGCUUCCGUAAGCCAGCACCCGAGAAACCCAAAGAAAUUGUCGAAGAAUUCGAAUUUAUACAGAUAACACCGACUCUAACCAAGAUACGAGUGAGCACUAAGGAGCUAAAAGAAGAAUCAGAAGAGGAAGAAGAAGAACCAGUUGUCCCUAAACCGCAGCCACCACCUCCUCCUCCGCCACCACCUCCACCGCCACUACCACCUCCACAAUCUUCAGCAGCGACAGGCAAAAACCAAGAUAAAAUGUUUUCCAACUUCUCCAAGAAUUUGCCCUCAUUUAUACCUUUAAGCAAGAAGCAGCAGCAGCAACAGCUGGAUCAACCUUCUAAUCCUCCAGCCCCACCAAGUCGUAAGUCUUCCUGCACCAAGAGCACAGUGCGUGUGUCGACUAAGUCCCGGCAUGAGCAAUGCUUCCAACCUCCUGGAGGCAAUGGUUCUACCAUCACGCUGCGUAAGGUUACCUCGAGCAGCUCGUCGCGCCGCGAACCCAUUUGCCGUUCAAAGUCCACGGGAGCUGUCUCCACUUUGUUGGCCACUCUAACGGCUACGAAGGAGACGCGUAAUAAAGACGGAUGCCUAACUCGAGUCCAGCAUCAGCACUCGCGUUUACGUUCCGUGAGUCCCAGUCGUCGUCGACCGCCGGCACGUAUCCUGUUGGCUUUGCGUCAAUCGAGCCGCAGUCCAGUGGCCUUUGGACGCAGCAUCUCCAAGGAGCGUAGUUUUGCCGAGGAGAAGAAACGUUUGGAGAAUACUCUGCCAGCGAAUCGCACAAAUUUCGAAGCAAGCACAAAUAUCUUGAGAGAUCCUCUGCUUAAAUCUCCACAGGAUGUACGCGAAGCAGUGCGUUCGUAUGCCACCUGUAAGGCGCAGCAUACUCGUAGCAAGUCUUUGCCGCGUCUACCUCGGCAAACAAACUCGACUGUGAGCACUACUACGCGUCAUACCAUGUGCUUUCCUCAGGUGCGUCCACAAAACUUACUAGAUUGCACACGUGCCCUGAAGAAGACUCCGAAGAAAGGUAAAAAUCAACCCAAGAGGGCGUCGAAUGAUAGUCUGCCGCGAAGCAAUUCUACUUAUUCUAUUGAUUCAAUGGUCAGAGAGGAGGAAAUCAUUUCGAUAGCUCCACCCAAGACUUAUGUGAGUAAGCCGAAGACCUCGCCGGCUCCCAAGUGUCUAAUGGGACCUGUUCCUCUGCAAAACAGUCGCAGUGAGGGACAUGUGCCGCGAAAGCAACGGCAAUUGGCCAAGAAGCAACCAUUGAGUGAUACGGUAAGAGAGAAAACCAAUUUCUGGAAUGACUACAACGCUAAGCAAGCCAUGUCUCUGCCGCAACAGUCAACUUCCGCAACUUCUGAGUACAAAUUCUGUUCCCUGGAACCGGAAGAUGUCUACGAUUGUGUUCUUCCACCGAAUAGCGGUUGCAUUGAGGAUCUCGUCUGGAAAUAUGAGAACAAAAAUGUGGGGGAAUCUCAAAUAAAGGGUAUAACAGAUAUAGCACGUCCUGUCUCACCUCAUCCGGACUAUGAGACCAAGUCUCUAGAUCGUCGUCGUUUCUCACCCACCCGUGAGGUGAGAGUACCCCAACGGGAAGUGCGUUCACCCUCUCGUCGUCGCAUUGAUAGUCUACGUUCCAAGGAGCAGGUAAUAGCCCGUGCCAGCAGUCUAAGCAGUGCCGAUGAUAGGGCUAAAAGAGGAGCAGGUGCAGGGUCGGCGGCACCAACAAAUGGCACAAUCUAUCAAUGUGGUGAUCUAGCCCACAGUGCCACCUCAUUGAAUCAGCACUUGGAACGACAUAGCCCCAGUUGUCGAUAUCGCAAUAAUUGUGAACGAUUCACCGAACUCAAUCGUUUCUAUAGCACUUUGGAACGAGUGGGUCAGCUGGAAAGGGCCACCUCAUCGAGCAACUUUCAUCCCUUGCGCAAGGAUGCCGAACUCUUGGACUUCGAUGAAUGGCGCAAGGUGCGUCUCCAUGAGCGUGCCGAAAAGGAACUCCAAUAUUUGGUGGGCAAAUUGCAAAUGGAUCAGCGUGAACGUGAUUUGCAUUUUCGUUCCAAGGAUAUCAAUGAUCUAAAAUGGCGUCACGAGGCCGAUCAAGCUCUGAGUGCUAAGAAAAAGUCCGUGGAAGACUUGCGUGAGAAUUUUGAAAAAUGGCAAAUCCUAAGACAAAAACAGCAGCAGCAAUUGGAGGUGGAACAGCCACAACAACGUCAAUGGCGUCGCAAUACAGUGGCUGACUUGGCCACCACUUUGGAACAUGAAUCGACUGUAGGAUCGUCAUCGACGCCUGCAACUACUGAGCGUCAUCUUAAUAAUGAGCUGGUAAGCACUUUGUCCAAGGAUCAAAUAAAGAAAAUAACACAACAGCUAAACGAGAUCUAUGCGGGAGGCAAUCGUGGUCAGAAACCUGCUAUAGAUGAGCAAUAUAUUGUAACUGUAGAGAAGACUUCAAACCAAAAUCAACCGCCAAAUACUCUGAAAGUACGUUGCAAUUCAAGCAUUACCAAGGAACAACUCUUGGAACCAGUUCUACGCAAAAGAGAUGAACAACAGCCGCGUGCCACACGCAGUCAGUCGCCCGUGGUUAUAGCCAGAGAAACUCGUGGAGCCAUAGCUGCUAAGAAUGCAGAACUAACCCUAACUAAGGGAGCACCCGAUGUGCCGCCAAGACCCAAACCGAUAGCCAGUUCAACUGUCAUUCCAUUAACGAAAGUUGAGCAAGCCGAAUCCCGAGAAGCUAGCGAGAACAUCAACGAAAAGAUUCAAUACUUUGAAGAACGACAAUAUGAUGAGCCACCCAAGACCAUUUAUCAUGCGCGUGAGGACUCCUCACCCGAUGAAGCAGAAGUUAUGCGUCUGAUCGAACAGAAUAUGCAGGCACGAAGGCAGCAGGCAAAACACAUUCAAAGCCAAAUACAGAUUCAGAAUCAGAGUCAGAAUCAAAUUCAAAGUCAUGUGGAAUUGAGCAACUCGCUGACCGAUUUGAGUGGCAUCUAUGGCGAACGACCAGCGGCAAGGGUAAAUUUUCAUUUGCACAGCCCACCCGUGAGGCCACCCGACGACGGCGAGCACGAACUAGUCAGCUUCGAGAAUGGUUCUGUGGAGGAUCCUCAUCAUCAAAGCGGCAGCAUUGAGCUCUACGAUUCAUAUUAUCGUUCUCGCAGUCUUUCACCCCAAUCUCAGGUGUCGGCUUGCUCUUCCAGCUCCUAUCUGCAGAGAGUCUACACAGGAGAAGUGCAGAAAAUUAAAGAAAAAUUUGAAAGCAUUCAGAGUGAGAAACUUACAAAUGAUUUUUUUGGGCUUAGUUCGCUGCGGAAGGCGCGCAGCGAUCCUGAAUUCAAUGCAGGAUCAAAAGACGCCUUGGCUUCUGCAACGGAAACAGAGCCACAGAGGAAGACAAUAAUCAAACAAAUCUCUCAUUCACCAUCGCCCACAUUGGACGCGUCGAGAGGACGCCGUCGUCAACGUGCCUCACGUCUAAUGCCCCACAUUGAUAUCAUUAGCAAGACGGCGGCUCUGAAGAAGGAAUUACCACCACCACCCCCAAAAGUGGUUAGUCCAACGCGUAGUCUUAGCAGUAAUAGCAACUAUAUAGAACGUCUCAAGAGUCGCUAUGAAUCAACGAGUGAAGCUGCCACCCUUCAUUAUCUGUCCACCUCCCAUCCGGAUCUGAGAGAUGUCCAUGAGAGUAUUUCGCCACACCUAAGUGCCAAUUGGGUGGCUCACAAGCAUCCCCAUCCCGAACGUCUAGCUCCACCACAACCCAAGAAACCUCAACGACUAACGCCAGCGGCGACAAGGGCCAAGUCUACUUCUCCACCACGACCAGCUAAAUCGUCACUACAUCAACAGAAGAAGUCACUGCGUGACGACAUCUUUGCCAAUCAAAAGUUUGAUCCACAAAAGCAUCGCCCCAAAGCACGAUAUGUUCCCGAUGGUGCCCCCGCUUCCGCUCCGGCUCCGGCUCUGGCUCCCAAACCAGCGACUACUCCUCUACGUGGUUCUGGUGUUGGUACCUUGGAACGCCUCAAAAAAGCUGGCAUGGCGGUAACAUUCAAAGAUGUCAACAUCCAUUUCAAGACACCCGUAAGGCAUGAAUAUAAGCAGAAUAUAAGCGAAGAGGAGUUAGCAAUACGUCAAGCGGAGCAUAUGCAAAAACUAUAUCAAGAGGAAAGAAGACGCAAAUAUCUACAGGAGCUGCAGGACAUGAAUUCACGUCGGCAUACAGAUAAUUUCACACCCUCACAGAAAUCGCCCAUAGCUUUGAAUCGCUAUGACGAUUUUCCCACAGAUGUUACACUUAAAUCUCUAGUGGGACCCAAAACAGUGGCCAAAGCCCUCUACAAUUUCCAGGGACAGACCUCCAAGGAACUCUCCUUCCGCAAAGGUGACACCAUCUAUAUAAGGCGACAGAUUGAUGCCAAUUGGUUUGAAGGUGAACAUAAUGCCAUGAUUGGUUUGCUGCCAGCCAGUUAUGUGGAGAUUGUUAGUAGAGAUGGUGCUCGUACUCCAGCCAAACGUCCCUCGGAGGGCCAGGCACGUGCCAAAUAUAAUUUCCAGGCGCAAUCCGGCAUUGAGCUAUCCCUAAACAAAGGCGAAUUGGUGACACUCACACGACGUGUCGAUGGCAAUUGGUUUGAGGGUAAAAUAGCCAAUCGUAAAGGCAUCUUCCCAGUGUCGUAUGUAGAGAUACUCACCGAUAUUGGAGCAGAGGAUAUAGCGGCUAGAACGACAACCACCGUGAUUAACAGUCAGAGUACCACAAAUUUGCGACCCAAUUUAGAUGUGCUGCGCACAAAUAUCAACAAUGAGUUCAAUACUAUAACCCAGAAUGGUGCCCAACCACCGAAUGGCAUACUGAAGGAUACGCGAGGAUUGCACAAAACCGAUGCCCUCCAUGUGGAUACCACCUCCGAGCCAGUGGCUUAUCGCGCCCUCUACAAAUACCGGCCACAAAAUUCCGAUGAGUUGGAACUGCUGGAGGGUGAUCUGGUGCAUGUUUUAGAGAAAUGCGAUGAUGGCUGGUUUGUGGGCACCUCACAGCGUACAGGCUGCUUUGGCACAUUCCCUGGCAACUAUGUGGAACGUGCCUAAUCUAAUUACAACCCGGUAACCGAAGGAUAUUUAAAUUGUCUGGCCUUGUCGUCUCAUCGUUUCUGCCCCCUAAAAUAAUAAUACUAUAAAUGUUCAUCUCUAAUCUUAAAAAGAAUUUGUAGUCUAAUCAUAUAAUUUUGAAUAUUAACUAGAACGAUUUGAGCGAUGAUGGGUCAAGAAAAGAAAGCAGCUAAAUGGAAAAACAAAAACAAACAAAAAAACACGUUAUAAUUUAAUUAUUUUAUGUUGUUGUUAAAUUCUUCUUCUUAUCUUCAUUCUCUUUAAUUUACAAUAAUGUAAAACUAUUUAUUUAUUUUUAAAACAAAAGCAGAGCAUUAAUUAUAUGAAUGUUGAAAUUAUAUUUAACCUA
This is a messenger RNA of Drosophila willistoni, 12635 nucleotides long. RefSeq names its product sorbin and SH3 domain-containing protein 1. NCBI's taxonomy places the organism in Eukaryota, Metazoa, Arthropoda, Insecta, Diptera, Drosophilidae. The transcript has 15 exons. Gene Ontology annotation, molecular function: protein binding. Bases 290 to 12265 code for a protein of 3991 amino acids. The record is from RefSeq and is a predicted model, not a curated record.